Molecule: messenger RNA, 549 nt
Organism: Durusdinium trenchii
Lineage: Eukaryota; Dinophyceae; Suessiales; Symbiodiniaceae
Source: the annotation of a GenBank genome assembly
AUGGCUCGCUCAGCGGGCUUUUUCAGUGAAGAAGAGAUGAAGGAACGAGACCCACAGCUUUACCAUCGGCUGGUGGGACAAUACAUCGAUACGACCGUGAAGCUCUCAGAUCCCAUGCAAGGCAGCCUUAGCACCUACCUCAUGCAACAGCUGGAGAAAGAGUGCGAGGCCCGCACGAGGAAUCAGGAGGCGAGGGCGGUAGCAGCCCUUAGAACUUGUGUCGGAGAGCUCACAGAUUUGGCUGAGAUCGCCGCCCCCUUGCUGGAGAAGGGGAAGACCGAAGCAAGUCCGCCUGAAGAGGGAGCGAAAGGAGCAUCCGGGACGCCAUCGGCUCCUGACAUUGAGCAAGCGGCAUCAGGUGGAGGAACUGCAACCGAGGCACCGACCAUCAAGACAGAGGUAGUCGACAAGGAGGAGAACGCCAACGAGGUACCAGGUGUUAGCGAGGUAGUUGAGAAGGAAGAGGAUCCAUCAGAGAAGAAGGCAGGAAAAGAAGAAGAAGAGAAAGAAGAAGCACCCCGACCAAAGGCCUUCACAGAGAAGGGUUGA